Durusdinium trenchii is the source of this 5274-nucleotide messenger RNA. The record is from the annotation of a GenBank genome assembly. Lineage: Eukaryota; Dinophyceae; Suessiales; Symbiodiniaceae.
AUGACAUCUGGAACAGAUCGGGCCAAGCUGCCAUGUUACAAGGAUGAUGAGAUCUUAGUUGACUCAGCAGGUAUUCCACAUUUUUCUGGUGCAGUUCCAUCGUUGUUCAAGGAGUACAGGCAGCGUGUGUUGUUUGCAUUUCAAGGACUUGAAGGAGAUGGCAAGACCAAGGAGGAGGAAGAGCAUGAUUUAGCUCGCAAGCAACGACGCUUUGCACGUCGUCUCAUUGAUGGUUUGCAUGGCGAAGCAUGGGUUGCAUGCCAAGAGUUGUUGAAAGACUCGGAAGCAUUGAAGGCAACAGAUGCAUACAAGAAAGUGUUUGAAGCCCUCGCUGGCAUUGAGAAGGAGGUGAUCAUUCGCAAGACAGAAGCAUUUGAGAAGUUUUUCGAUCGCAGCCAUCGUCGUCGAGGUCAAGACAUCUACACCUAUAUCAGAGAGAAGCGACAGUGUUGGCGUGACUUGAAGCAUUUGGACGAUGCUUCAAAUAUGUCGGAAGAUCUGCAGGCCUAUUUUCUGUUGCGUGGAGCCAACCUCAGUCGUGAAGACCGUCGUGCAAUCUUGUUGGCCAAUCGUUCAGCCUACACCCAAGAAGGCAUUGAGCAAGCUCUCAAGAUCUCCUACCAUGAUUUGCAUGAACGAGAGAAAGCUCGUGGUGGCUAUGAUGAGAGUCGCUAUGUUCGCCGUAAAGGCAAAGGCAAGGGCAAGCGGCAGUAUAGCCAUUGGGUUGAGGAUGAACCGGAUUCCGUAGAGCAAGAUUGGUUGGAUGAGUUGACAGAGGCUGAUCCGGACACCGUUACAGAGUAUGCAGCAGAAGCCCACGAUGAGACCGAGUGGGAGCCUGAGGAGCCUUCAUCAGACAUCGGUGCAUCAGGAGACGAUGAGAUCUUUCAGGCCUAUGCUGCCAUGGAUCGCCAGAGAAAAGGCUAUCAGGAGCAACGUCAGAAGCUCAAGAACUUGCAGAAGAGCAGAGGCUUUUUCAAAGGUGAGUUCACUUGGGAAGAGCGCCAGAAAGCCAUCAGCCGUGAGAAAGAGCGCUCACGAUGCAGUGCCUGUGGCCGCAUUGGCCAUUGGGCAGGUGAUCCAGAGUGUGGAAAGACCGGAGGAGACUCAGCAAAGAAGAAGGGCAAAUCUCGUGGCAAGGACAAGCAGAAGAAGGGUUCAGCAAACAUUGUCAGUGAGAUGCCUUUCCCCAGUUAUUUCACGCUCGGUGAAGGAGAUGAAGACCUCGGUUUCGUCUGCGUGACCCAUGAUGAGGAUGAGAUGCCCAUUGAUGCAGGAGACCCCGACGGCCGCCGCCGUCGCAUUCGUGAGCAGAGUGAGUCAUGGUCCGUGGUGAGCUUUCCAGAUGGUCCACCAGAACCAGAUCAUGGCUAUGCCCCGGAGCGAGUUGUCAUUUGCGGCGUGCCAUACCAGUCGGUUGAGGCAAGCACAGAGCAGACCAUCCAGACCCUUCGUGAGCUUGGCAUGGAUGUUGAGCGUGUUUCCAUCACCGAGGAGGAGCAGACCCUUACAUUGUAUGACAAGCGUGUGACUCAGUUGCAGGAGUUGUGCGUUGGCUUCAACAUUGCGCAUUCGGGUUUGAAGAAGAAUGAACUGAUUGAGCGUUUGUCGAAGUUCUUCGGUGGUCACCCAGUGCCAAACCGUGGAGGAUCCGGAAAGAAGUUCAUUGUGAAGGAGCUCAAGGAAGGUGAUCAGGGCAUCAUCACGCCCAAAGCCAAGCCAACGGCGAAGCCAGCCGCCAAGAGCAGUCCGGCGCCCACCUUGCCGGAGCAUGCGCCUUUCAUCGGACCUCAUGGAAGGUACACACAAGAUGAGCUCUUCCAGGAGGACGUGUCAAUUUGGCACAUGAAGUGUGAGAUUUGCCAGGCAGCCAUGAUCGGCAAGAGAAAUCGUGAAGAUGGUGGCAAGUUCUAUGCAUGCAGUCGGUACCCGAUCACCGGUUGCAGGUUCACCAUGAACUACCGUGAUGGCAUGAUUCGCUUUCGUGAGUCGUUGGCAAGAGUGCAGGGCUUGGCAGCAGCCGGUGCAGGGCCUUCAUCGGGCUCGGAGCAUGUGGAGGAGGAUCGAGCCUACAUGGUUCGAUCAGUGCUGCAAGAGAAUUCAAGAACCUUGAGUGCAGAAUUCGUUGAUGGUGAUGAGAAUUUAGCUGACCCGUCUCUCUUGGCUUUACCGGAGGAGUUGGAGCGUGCUUACCAUCAGAUUGGAGAAGGAGCCGACGCCAACGAGGCCAAACUAGCUCUUAUUGAUACAGCUUGCGGACGCUUGGGCACUGUUUUCUCUGCUGAAAUUCCAGAAGGGAACACUCCAUUGCUUUUAUCCAUUUCAGCCCUGGAUUCUUUGGAUGCAGUCAUUUUCAUGAGACAAAGGAAGAUUCGUUUGCAAGAGCUUGGUGUUGAAGCGCCCUUGGUACAGACAAGGACGAAGCACAGAGCGAUUGAGGUGAGCUUUGACAAUUUGUUUGAUCCUGGCGAAGACACAGAGAAACGAGCACCGAUCUUGAAAUCGGAGGCGGAAGAUUUAGCACUCUAUUUUGCAGAGGAAGCUGAAGAGAGCAUCUUUCAAGAUACCACACCUUUGUUACAGCUUGACAGCUUGGAAGAGGCAUUUAUGGUCAAACUUCCAGACCUGACGGCUCGUGGUGUGAGAAGAGAAGAUGCUAGAAAACAGUUGCAUGCUGCUAGAUUUGAAGCCUUGCAACGGUCGGCCGUGUCGCAACGUGUUUUGGAUCAUCGCAUGUGGAUAGCAUUGAAGCACAACUACAACAAAGCAGAGGACAUGGCAACAAACGGCUUUAGUUGGACUAUGAUCUUUGAACCAUGGUGUGGUACAUUCCCAGUGACAAGACUAGCUGCAGCAACAAGAGGAAAACCAGUCAAGAAGCGGACAGGUUGGCUUUCGAACAAUGAGUUCAUCUUGAACCAGCUUGGACUUCAAUGCGAAUGUCCGCCGGGAGCUCAUGAGGAGAUCAUCGGACACCGCAGAUCAAAAGAAGCAGCAGUCUACCCUAGACAGCUUUGUGAGGCAAUUUUGAAAGGAGUUGAACAGAGCAUUGUCAAUGAUUACAUUGCUGAUCGGAGGAGUUGCCCCGCUAUUUUACAAUCUGCUUUUCCAGUGCAUGUUGUUGAUGACGACGAGGUUGUUGACGUGUCUUCAGGUGAGGAGCCACCGCAACCGCGUGCACCUGGAAUGUCUGAGAAGAUCCGUCGUGAGAUGGAAGAGUUUGAGGCGAGUUUGCCUCCACCACCAAUGCCAAGAACAGAGUUGUCAGCAGAGGAUGAGCCGGAAACACCUUUUCCAGUUGACCCUUCAGGUGAUAGAGAUGUAGCAGUUCCUGAAGCAGAACCUGUAGCACCAUCCCGUGCAACAGCAGCACCGAUGACACCUAGCAAUGUUUUGAGACGCAGGCCUAGGACUCAGGAGGUUCGCAGAGGUGCAUGGAGCAAGUUGCAUGGAGCAGAUGUUCUGUUGACUUUGCGUGAACUUUUACGCUGGAGUGUUGACAAUGGUGCAGUGAAUUGGUCUGUUUUGGAAGAUCAAGAACAGCUUGCAAAACGCUUGAAGGACAUGGAGGUGGCGCAAACAGACGUUAACCUUAUCCUUGUUUCACGUGUCGCACGUCGUAUGAAGAAGCCGCAACCUCGGUUAGGCCCACUUGAGGCACCACUUCGGAAAGCCAUUCUGUUGAUGGACAAUGACGAUGUCAUUACAACAGGUUGGGAAGAGUGGACAAAGCAGCCAGUUUCUUCGCAGAUUCGAGCACUUCCUACAAGGCCUAGGCAAUUGGCCGUCAUGUUGUUUGGAAAGGAUGCACAUGCAUCACCUCCAGCGGAGGAACCGGAGCCUCAAGAGGCAGCUGAUGCAAAGUGGAAUCGUGUUCCACGAGAGUUGCGUUUAGCCCUUCGCAUCCUUGUUGCAGCCUCACCGGAGAACCUCAGUUUAGCAGACGAUGAUGAAGUGAAAGGUCGUGAGUUGUCGCAGCAAGAGCUGAAGGAUGAGCGUGGUCAAGUUUUUGGUGGCCACAUUGAUGUGAGCAUGAGUAACUAUGCUUUGGGCAUGAGUAAGAUCAAGAUCGACAAGAGUCGAGGAGAAAAUGUGGACGCUGAAUUGAAUGCUGAAGAGAAAGAGAUUUUGAAUUCAGGAGCAGGUGAACUUGGUUGGAUUACCAGACAGCUUCGCAGUGAUCUUGCAUUCGACAACGGUUGUGUGCAACGUUGCAAGAAGAACCCCACGAUCAAGGACUUGUUGAGAUUGAAGCAGGCCAUUGAGGCCGGAGAUUGGAUAGCAGUGCUUUUACAUGAAGCCUUCCAUGGUAGUGUUGAUUUGAAGAAUUGGCCCCAGAUCAUUGAGCAAAGAAUGAGAAUUUAUGUGACAGAUGCACGUUCAGUUUUUGUUUAUUUGAGUAAAGAUGCGACAUCGACCAGUUCAGAUAAGCGCAUGGCCAUUGAAGGUCGCAUGAGCAUUGGCCUCGACGUCCGCAGCCAUUUGCCAGACCCGAGUGGUCCACCCGUGUGGUCCACCCUCUCCCGGCCUGACCGGCCCUUGUUCGAUCGUUGUGCCAUAGCCCGGGCUUCAUCGCCCUGGCCGUUCGUGGAGACAGACUUGUCCGCUGGAAAAGAGAGGGGGGCAGUGGGCGCAGGAGAGGUCUCGAAACUGGAGAUCAGCCUGGUGCCUUCAGACCCUCAAGUGGAGGUGCGACCCCAACGAUCUCGCGGACGAGAUGGGGUCGCUGGAUGUGUGGGAGAUGUGUCGGGAGGAAUAGGAAGAAUCGGAGGACUGCGUUUUUUCGGAAAGGAGGCCAUUGGUUAUGGGGGGUGGGUUCAAAAGCAAAGGAAGGUGGAACAUCUUCAAGUCCGGCAGAUCUACUUGCAGAUCUUUGACAUCGAGGAGAGAUCCAGACAUGGCAUGGAAAGUCCUGCAGCAGUCCUCGUGUGGCUUGGCACGGUCCAGGAUCCGCCGCGGCUGUUGGCUGAUGAGGUCACCGUGGAGAACGUUCUUCUACUUCUCCUCCGCCGCGAGGACUAUACCUUGCCGGCUGGACUGGCGCCAGAGGUGGUCUUCGAGGGAGUCGAAGCGCAUGUGAACCCUGACACUGAGCAUGUUGUUUCCCGUCGACAUGACCGAUGGGAGAUGUGCCACUGCAGUGAUCCCGAUGGUCGACCACCCCAUGGUCCAGUUUCAUGGGUUUUCACCCCCAUUGACGGUCGCGUUUGUUUGGCUUGGCUUCAGCAUGUGAAGCUCAAUAGUCUAAAUAGGACCGAUUUGGACCUGCAUUGA